Molecule: messenger RNA, 2667 nt
Organism: Cyprinodon tularosa
Lineage: Eukaryota; Metazoa; Chordata; Actinopteri; Cyprinodontiformes; Cyprinodontidae
Gene: ankrd40
Product: ankyrin repeat domain 40
Exons: 5
Coding region: 378-1625 (415 amino acids)
Molecular function (GO): protein binding
Source: RefSeq, a predicted model, not a curated record
GGGGGUGGUGUAACAUCCUAACUCUUCCGACCAGGCGUUGGUUUGACGGAACACCGUCAUUACUGUGUGAUUGAAUGACCCGUGGACAGUUGUAGUAUAACACGAACUAACAGUGCAUUUAAAUGUUUAGGGUUUAACACAAAGAACGCUUCAUAAACGAAGUGACUUUAGUCAAAAGCUAUUCGCUGUCAGAGGUUAGCAUCCCCGACCAAGCUAGCCACUAGUAGGUAAGGUUAGCUCGGUUAGCUAAUGUUAGCUGACCACUCUGUCAGUGGAGCUGUGAGGACAGCAAUAUUUCACUGAUAACUUAAAGCCAAUUUAUUUGCGAGUCAUUGGCGACGUCAUAUGGUCCCACUCCGCGACCUGUCUCUGUCAAAAUGUCCACAACUUCGUUGGAUAAAGAAUUACAGGAGCGGCUAAGAGAAGCAUCUGCUAUUGGGGAUAUCGACGAAGUGCGAUCGCUUGUUGAGAGCGGCGUAAAUGUCAAUUCACAGAACGAGAUCAACGGUUGGACAUGCCUGCACUGGGCUUGCAAGAGGAACCAUAAGCACAUAGUGUCCUACUUACUCAGUUGUGGAGCAGACAAAGAAAUCCUCACAGCUAAAGAGGAGCUCGCCUCUCAGCUUACAUCUAAACCAGAGAUCAAGCGACUCUUAGGAGUUGAGGUGGAGGAAGUGCCUGAGGUCAAGGAGUCCAACUUGCCAUUUAUCCCGAAUUACCUGUCCAACCCACCCUUCAUGUAUUCCAAGAUGGACAAUAAGUCAGAGACGCUCCAAAACCAGCACCUCACACAGAACGGCUCAAGGGACUUCAGUGAAGACACGCAGAGCGAUUCAGCCUCGCUUUCCUCCACUGAAGAGCUCCAGAAACCCCAGAGUGAUGGACCCGCCCCUCCAACGAAUCCAGUCGUCAAUCACAGCCAACCUUCAGCUGCUGAGCUAGUUCCUGUGCCUGAGCAAAAUGGCGUGUCAUCCAGCACAACCUCUUCCCACAGUCACACUGUCGUCGACCGCACAGUGCCUAUGGACCUCUCAGUCGAGCCUCAUCUGGCCAACCACACCGACUACUCUCACGUGGUGGCCCACAAUGGUACUGUGAGUUCACCUCCGUCAGCCUCACCUCACCCAGGCUUGGCUAGCAGUUGCGCGAGCCAGGUUCAAGCUCCAGUGGCCAGCCCCAACCCCACCAUGAGCAGACAGCAGUCUAUUCCACAACAGCUGAGCUACAACCAGGCCAUCGGGUCCAUGCCGGCAUUUCAGCCUUUCUUCUUCACCAGCACCUUUCCCGUCAAUGUACAAGAGCUGGUUCUGAAAGUUCGUAUCCAAAACCCAAAUGCCCGGGAGAACGACUUCAUCGAAGUAGAACUGGAUCGUCAGGAGCUCACCUACCGCUCCCUUCUGAGAGUCUGCUGCCGUGAGCUGGAUAUCAGUGCUGAGCAUGUGGAGAAGAUUCGCAAGCUGCCAAACACCUUGUUACGGAAGGACAAGGACGUGGCUCGGCUGCAGGACUUUCAGGAGCUGGAGGUUGUGCUGGAGAAAGCAGAAGGCCUGUCCCUUUUCUCUGGAACCGGGAGCCUAACAGACAGACCCUGCUACAACAUGAAGGCUUCUCGCCUCACUUACUGAAAUCCACCGUGAUCCUGACGGCUCUCAGUGACAGGCUUCUGUAGCUUCCCUCAAGCAACCUCAGAUAGUGGCCCUGCCCAGCGCCUUUGUUCCAGCUUUGCUCCAGCUUUGAUGUUUUACCAAUAUUCCUGCUGGGAUUUGUUUGUUCUACUGUAGCUAUUGUCCUCCUUCUGUCCUCUUCUGGGCCUUCUGCUGCUUUAGUGUACCCAAAUCAAUUCGAAGCAAAACCUGGUGCAUGGUAUCUUCGGAAUAUAUGUGCAAAGUGUUGCACCCCCUUGUUCUUCUUUGUUUUGUUUUUUUAAGAUCUCCCACUGCACCUUGUGCCAAGGCCCGAGUGGGUCAAUUGAGGGGAAGCUGAUGUGUCUUCCUAACGGGCUGAACUCUGCAAUCGCCUUAUAAGGACAAGUUUCUACUCUGGCUGUGAGCUUAAGAACUGGCUAAGAGGACAUCAGGAAGGAUUGACACAACUUUUUCUAAUCAGAUCAUCAUCAGAUGAUCACGGUUCAUCACAGUUAGAGCACAGUGGAGCAGAUAGCAACUUUAGGUUCUAAAAAAGCGAUCUAUGGAAGGAUGUGAAAUAGUUUUGGUUGUGAAAACACACUCCUCUGAUAAACCGUAGUGUCUUCUCACAGACGUUAUCCGUUAUUAGCCAAAUUAGAGCAAGGUUUAUCUCAUAUCCUCUAACAUUUAAGUAUGGGUGGUGCAUUUGUUGGCUGCAAAUCAAACUUUGUUUUUACAUGUAUCCUCGUGGAUAGAGACAUUUUAGAUAAACAGAUUUAGAAAAUCAUAAAGCUGUGCACUGUGGUAAAAUUCUCUCGCACAUAAACACUACAUAGCUUUUUUUUUACCUUAUUUUCAGCAGCCAUCUAAUGUGAAGAGUAAUAUUAAAGUCUUGUUGGUCUUUGAUGGCAGAUCAGAGCCAUAUCUAGUGGCAAAGCUGGUGUUGUGAGGUUCCAACUUAAAUGUUUGUAAUCAAGCCUUUUGUUAAACAUAUUUGCAAUUGCUGUUCACUUUGAGAAUCGAGACCAAAAAAAAAGAAAAA